This is a messenger RNA of Blepharisma stoltei, 1552 nucleotides long. The record is from the annotation of a GenBank genome assembly. NCBI's taxonomy places the organism in Eukaryota, Ciliophora, Heterotrichea, Heterotrichida, Blepharismidae.
AUGAAAAUUCAACUCGUUUUAGUAGGAAUUAUUUUUGCACUUCCACUCUCCCCUACCAAAACAAUAUCAAAAAUCGCAUUUGGCUCUUGCUAUGGUCAAUUCAAUAACUCAAAUCCAAGAAUAUUUACAAGUAUUAACACUUGGCAGCCAGAUUUAUUUCUAUGGUUGGGCGAUGUCGUCUAUGCUGACGAAAUGUAUUUACCUUUUAUGCACACUACUAUGAAAUUUUCUGACUGGCAGCAAACUUAUAACAACUUAAAAACGCUCCCCAGCUACGCCGAACUCAGCAAUUCUACCAUGGUAACUGGGAUUUGGGAUGAUCAUGACUAUGGCCUAAAUGCUGGAAACAAAACUUUUAUCCAUAAAGAAAUUUCCAAGCAAUUUUUUUUGGAAUUUCUAAACGAAACAAGAGAUCAUGAAGGGAUUUAUCACUCAGUAAUGUUUGGAGAGUCUGGGAAAAGGAUAAAACUUAUUUUGCUCGAUAAUCGGUGGUUUAGUGAUGAUAAAGAUAACCCUGAUGGAGACACUUUUGGAGAGGAACAAUGGGAGUGGUUAGGAAAAGAACUGAAAAAUCCUGGAGAAAUUACAUUAAUUCUUGUAGGAAUUCAGGUAAAUGUAGAGUAUAGAUAUUUGCUCGCUGAGAUGAUACAUGAGAAAAGCAGGAUAAGGCUGCUCAAUUUAAUUAAAGAUAUCCCAGGGGUGAUAUUGGUGACUGGUGAUAUUCACUACGGAGAAUUAUUGCUAAAUAAAUGUUGGAAGUACCCAAUUUAUGAAAUUACUGCAAGUGGACUCUCUCAUACAGAGCUAACUACAUAUGGGCCUGUUAUUAUUCCGUAUUUUUCGAUAUAUGUCCAGAUGCCUUAUAAUGUUUAUCCGAGGGUGCACGAAAAACACUUUUCAACAUUUGAAAUUGAUUGGGAAACUGGGCUUAUAGAAAUCACUCAUAAAAAUACUUUACUCCCCCCCCCCCCUCCGUGAGCGAACAAAAAAAAUUUUGUUCGCUCUCACGGAGGGGGGUUAAUUUUUUUUUUUUUAAAAAAAAUUUAUAUAUAAAUUUUAUAAAAAAAAUAUUUUUUUCGAAAUUUAAAAAAAUCCUAAUUUGCAAAAAUUGGGAAGCAAAUAUUAAUUUAAAUUUGCAAAAUUUAUGUUUUAAAACGCAAUUUGUUUAAAAUUAAACAGAAUUAGCUCUAGAUUUCAUUAUACUAAUUAUCACUUAUAUAUCAAAAUUUUUUUCCAUUAAAAUUUUUUCUAUUAAAAAAAUUUUUUGUUCACUCACGGAGGGUGGGUUUUUGGUCAAAAAAUGGCGAUUUUUCUAAUGGUUUUGUUCGCUCACGGAGGGGGGGGGGGGGAGUUAGGAGAUCUAAUUCAUUCACACACAUUUUAUUUAAAAGACCUUUACACGGAAACAUCUAUUAACUAUAUUUGCAAUCAGAGUCUUAGUGAUCGGCAUUAUGCUCAAUUCCUUACAGGACUCAUUAUUUUUAUUUUGCCGAUCCUUAUUAACCUUAUCAGUUUCAUAAUAUUUUUAAGAAAGUUUUCUCACUGCUACUAG